Sphaeroforma arctica JP610 is the source of this 369-nucleotide messenger RNA. RefSeq lists its product as hypothetical. The transcript has a single exon. Bases 1 to 369 code for a protein of 122 amino acids. Lineage: Eukaryota; Ichthyosporea; Ichthyophonida. The record is from RefSeq and is a predicted model, not a curated record.
AUGGCACACGCUUUGCCUGCGGAUUAUUUUGAUGACGUUACAAAGGGCAAGACCAAGCCCAAGAAAUCUAAGAAAUCCAAGGAGAUGCCGAAGCAAAAGCAGACAGAAUCAGGACCGGGAGACCUAAUACCACAAGGUAAAGGGGCUUCAGAAUCUGAAUCAGAACAGGGGGCAGACUCUGGACGAGAAGAUUCAGAUGGCCGAGACACAGAUGAUUCCCUGCGCGAAUUGCGAAAGUCGGCGGCUGAAUUCCAGGAAUACAAAGACCGGAAGAAGAUCGGCAAACGAAAAUUUACGCUGGAAAAGAAGUCUAAGAGUUCUAGCGGAGACGAGGAUCAGUCAUCGCCGGAAUUUGAAAAACCAGACUGA